Molecule: messenger RNA, 732 nt
Organism: Cyclocybe aegerita
Lineage: Eukaryota; Fungi; Basidiomycota; Agaricomycetes; Agaricales; Hemipholiotaceae
Source: the annotation of a GenBank genome assembly
AUGUUUGGUUGCUGCAAGCCUGACUGUCACUUUGAGUUCAAAGUUGUGAACGUCACUCUACACGUGACACCGGCUUGCAUCAUGAGGAAGACCUCAUAUGUCGUUACUUUCGCCGUUGUGGCACUCAUCCUCGCAUUUAACGUAAUUUCCACCCGCCGACCAGACUGGCUUGUCGUCAAGUACGAAGAGAUCUUCCAUACCAGAGUCACCGUAACAUACGGUCUCACCCAACGCUGCGAGCUCACCGUUUCGGAGAUACCUAGUCCCUCCGACGGUGGAAAGAUCACAUACAGGAAGUAUGAAUGCAGACGCUUCCCUGCCAGUGUAACCGACGGCUGCGACAAGGAGAACGAGGCGUUCUGUGCCGCUUGGACGAGUGCAGGAUACCUCGCACAGAUCGGCAUCGGCUUUGGCAGCGUCUCCCUACUGGCGAUCUUGGUGGGCGUGAGCACGCACUCACGCAGGAGGAGGAUAUGGAGAGCAGUUGCUGGCUUGGUUCUCUUGCAGGCCAUCUGCCUACUCUUCGCUUUCGUGAUUGUGACAGAAUUGUACAGGAAAGAAAGCUACCCAACAUUUGAGCAUGCCCGACCAGGGCUCGCCUACGUCCUCCAUACGAUCUCCUGGGUUGUCGCCAUCCUGACCACCAUCGGGGUGAUUACGACGGGCAUUUCUGCAGAUGUUGGCCACCAGUGGGCCGCCGGAAACCGGGCAUACCAACGCAUUGGACCUUGA